This is a messenger RNA of Falco peregrinus (peregrine falcon), 678 nucleotides long. RefSeq names its product HLA class II histocompatibility antigen, DP beta 1 chain-like. Gene Ontology annotation, biological process: positive regulation of T cell activation; antigen processing and presentation of exogenous peptide antigen via MHC class II; immune response. Gene Ontology annotation, molecular function: MHC class II protein complex binding. The record is from RefSeq and is a predicted model, not a curated record. Lineage: Eukaryota; Metazoa; Chordata; Aves; Falconiformes; Falconidae. Gene Ontology annotation, cellular component: MHC class II protein complex; membrane.
AUGCGUCUUCACCCAGAGCAUUUCAUGUUGCAGCAAAACCAGGAGUGGCACUACGUGAAUGGCACUCAGCAGCAGGUAAGGUACCUGGACAGGUUCAUCUGGGACUGACAGAAGAUCUGUUCCUAUAACAGUGAGGUAGGUUUCUACGUGGCCCAUAUAGGGGUGGGAUGGGUGAUUGCUGAGUAUUGGAACAGGCUGCGGCAGCUUGGCUGCUUGUGGGCUUCAACGGAGAAAUGCUGCAGCUAUAACUGGAGGAGGACUCAGCGUGAUGGACAGAAGUUUUAUCCUUCUGAAAUAAAGAUCAAGUGGUUCAAUGGGCAGUAGGAGAUAGAUAAAGUUGUGUACAAGGACCUCCUUCUAAAUAGAGAUCAGUCUUUCCGGACCCUGGUCACUUUGGAAGUCACACCUAAGCAAGGGGAUAUCUGUGCCUGCCAGGUGGAUCAUGUCAGCCUACCAGCACCCAUCCUCAUGGCCUGGGCAGAAACAUGCUCUGGAUCUGCUGUGAGCAAGAAGGUGACUGCAACGCUGAGCUUUGACCUGGCCUUAAGUUUCAUUGUGGUGGUACUCAUCAUCUUUCAGAAGAAAAAGAAAGUCCUGGUUGGCCAAGCCCCCCAUUUUGGAAGGCAUACAAACAUUCACGCAGCACAGCUGGAUCCAGUGGUGCAGCAGCUGAAGUAG